CCCCCCAUGUGAUCAGCAGUGUUUCCCCUGCACUGUGCUGGCAUGAAGCCCCAGGCUUGAGCUUUUCCUCUCCUCUCAGUGCUGAAGGAGGGGAGGCUGUGUGUGUGUGUGUGUGUGUGUGUGUGUGUGGGAUGGUGGGCAGGCACAUGGACCACAGAUCAUGACUGAUGGCCACAAAGCCACUGCUGCACACUUUUGGACACUUCAGGAGAGAAUUGCAGACUUUGGCUCUGGAUUGCUGCAUUUAUUCGCCGCUUAUUUGAACUCUUGCGACUUGAACCGGACAGCUUUCAUCAUGCUUUCAACUCUGGACCCACUGCAACUCGACUGAGCAAACUUUCGCAAAGUCUCGGCAAGUCUUUUGUUCCAAAGAGAGCUGCGGAGAUCUGUUUUUUUUAAGCGGAGGAGAGAAGAGUACAGGAGUGAAAUGAGUGAGGAGAGUAAAGGCGAGAGCGGGAAGGAUGUGGAGAAGCAGCUGCGCCUGCGCGUUUGCGUGCUGAGGGAACUGCUGCACACUGAGCGGGAUUAUGUGGAGACCCUGCACUUUCUUUCGGGAUUCCUGCAUCGCCUCAACCAGUAUGCUGUGGCUAAAACUGAUAAGAACAUCACAGAGGAGAUGGUGAAGGUGCUGUUCUCCAACCUGGAGGAGAUCCGGUGUGUGCACAGAGACUUCCUGGCCAUGGUGGAGGAGCUGCUGCAGCCAGACCCCCACCCGCAUCACGAAGUGGGACGCUGCUUCCUUCACUUUAGAGCCAGGUUUCAGAUUUACGAUGAGUACUGUGGAAACCAUGAGAAAGCCCAGAGGCUGCUGCUGGAGCUCAACAAGAUCAGAAGUGUUCGCACAUAUCUUCUGAACUGCAUGCUGUUGGGAGGCAGAAAGAACACAGAAGUUCCUUUGGAAGGGUACCUGGUGGCUCCCAUCCAGAGGAUCUGCAAGUAUCCUCUGCUCCUCAGAGAGCUGCUAAAAAGAACGCCAAAGAAGCACAACGAUUACUCCAUGGUGCACGAGUCCCUCCAAGUGAUGAAGGCGGUGUGUUCAAGCAUCAACGAAGCCAAGAGACAGAUGGAGAAGCUGGAGGUGCUGGAGGAAUGGCAGUCGCACAUUGAGGGAUGGGAGGGCUCCAACAUCACAGACAGCUGCACAGAGAUGCUAAUGCAGGGUGUGCUGCUGAAGAUCUCAGCGGGGAACAUCCAGGAGCGGGUCUUCUUCCUCUUUGACAACCUGCUGGUCUAUUGCAAAAAGAAGAACAGGCGUUUGAAGAACAGUAAGGCGGCUACUGAGGGCCCACGGUACCAGUUCCGCGGACGAAUCAACACCGAGGUGAUGGAGGUGGAGAAUGUGGAUGACGGUACAGCGGACUACCACAGCAGUGGGAACAUCGUCAACAACGGCUGGAAAAUCCACAACACUGCGAAGAACAAGUGGUUUGUGUGCAUGGCCAAAACGCCUGAAGAGAAGCAGGAGUGGCUGGAGGCCAUUUUGAAGGAACGAGAAAGGAGAAAAUCACUGAGAUUGGGGAUGGAGCAGGACACUUGGGUGAUGAUUUCGGAGAAGGGCGAGAAGCUCUACAACCUCUUGAGCAAACAAGGCCACCUCAUUAAGGACAGGAAACGAAAGCUCACCACCUUCCCGAAGUGCUUCCUGGGAAGUGAGUUUGUGGCCUGGUUAAUGGAGAUCGGCGAGACGGAUAACCCUGAAGAAGGUGUUCACCUGGGCCAGGCUUUGCUGGAGAAUGGCAUCAUCCACCACGUCACAGACAAGCACCAGUUCAAACCCGAACCGCUGCUCUAUCGUUUCCGCUACGAUGACGGCACGUACCAUCCACGCAGUGAUAUGCAGGAUGUCAUCUCUAAGGGUGUGAGGCUGUUCUGCCGGCUCCACAGUCUCUUCACACCAGUGAUCAGGGAUAAAGAUUACCAUUUAAGAACAUACAAAUCUGUAGUGAUGGCCAACAAGUUGAUCGACUGGCUCAUAGCACAGGGUGACUGUCGAACAAGAGAAGAAGCACUGAUCUUGGGGGUGGAGCUGUGUGACAACGGAUUCAUGCAUCAUGUGCUGGAGAAGAGCGAGUUCAAAGACGAGCCCCUUUUGUUCCGCUUCUUCGCCGACGAAGAGAUGGAGGGAUCGAAUACCAAGCACAAGCCCAUGAAGCACGAUCUGAAAAUAGUCGAAAAUGUCAUCGCUAAGUCUCUGCUGAUAAGGCCUAGUGAUGGAGGAUAUGGCUUCACCCUCGAGGAUCGUAACAGAGUUCCAAUUAUCAAGUCGGUGGAGAAAGGCUCUUACGCAGAAAUGGCUGGGAUGGAGGUGGGGAAGAAGAUCUUUGCUAUCAACGGAGACCUGGUUUUCUUAAGGCCAUUCCAUGAAGUGGAAGCAUUUCUCAAGCAGGGUUUCAGCAGCAAGGAUCCUCUUCGAGUGCUGGUCAGCACCAAACCUCGAGAAACUGUGAAGAUCCCAGACUCGGCGGAUGGGCUGGGCUUUCAGAUCCGUGGCUUUGGCCCAUCUGUUGUGCAUGCCGUUGGCAGAGGCACUGUGGCGGCUGUGGCAGGUCUACACCCGGGUCAGUGCAUUAUCAAGGUCAAUGGCAUUAAUGUGAGCAAAGAGAGUCACGCCAGUGUGAUCGCCCAUGUCACAGCCUGCAGGAAAUACCGCAGACCCUCGCAGCAAGACUCCAUAAAGUGGGUGUAUAACAACAGUGAGAGUGCCCUGGAGGACCACCAGAAGGCCAGCCAGAAACCUAGUACUGAGGAGAAUGGGGAGGUGUUCGAGUGUAAAGUGGAAGAGGUCAUGGACAAGUUCAAUACCAUCGCUUUGAUAGAUGGGAAGAAGGAUCAUGUGAGUCUGACGGUGGAUAACGUGCACCUGGAGUAUGGUGUGGCUUACGAGUACGACAGCACAGCUGGGAUCAAGUGCCACGUACUGGAGAAGAUGGUGGAGCCAAAAGGCUUCUUCAGCCUCACAGCUAAGAUCCUGGAGGCCUUGGCUCGGAACGACGAGCAGCUGGUGCAGACGUGCAGCCGGAUAAACUCCAGCACAGAGCUUGUCCCAGAGGAGCUGCAGCUCAGGUUCAGCUCAAUGUGUGCGGAGAGACUCGAGCACAUCAACCGCCGCAUCACCAACUACAGGAAGUUUUCCCGGGUGCUGAAAAACAGAGCCUGGCCUACAUUCAAGCAAGCCAAAACCAAGGUGUCACCUCUCCACAGCAGCGAUUUCUGCCCAACAAACUGCCACAUUAACGUGAUGGAGGUGUCCUACCCCAAGACCACAACAUCUCUGGGAAGCGCUUUCGGUGUGCAGUUGGACAACAGGAAGAAUUCCACGCUGGAGAAAGGGAAUCACAGCGCAGAGCAGGGCAAGCUGAACCCCAUGGUGCACGUGCAACACUGCAUCACCAGCAUGGCCGCUCCAUCGGGACACAGUCUGGGCCGAACGGAGGGACACGGCCUGCGCUUCCUGCUGCGAGAGGAAGACCUGCUCACCGUCGACGCAUACCACAAACUGCUCACCAAACUGAACACGGCAAUGAAGGAGAUGGAGUGCUACGCUGGACAGAUUCAUGAUUUGCUGUCGUCCAUCACGCACCCCAGCAGCCCUGAGGCGAAGCCAUCUGAGAGCUUCAUCUCGGCUGAGAGCGAGUGUGAGCGAGCCGAGCGGAACGGGAAACGAGUGUGUUUCAACGUGGCAGGAGACGAGCAGGAGGACUCGGGUCAUGACACCAUCAGCAACCGAGACUCCUACAGUGACUGUAACAGUAAUAGGAACUCCAUCGCAUCCUUCACCAGCAUCUGCAGCAGCCACUGCAGCUCCUACGUCCACAGUGACGAGAUGGACUCCGGAGACGAGAUGCCUGCCAGCAUGUGGAUAUCUCCUGACAAGCAGAAGAAGCUCCACGGCUUCCUGGAGCAUCUGUUCAGCCAGGUGGAGUCUAUCACGAGCAUCCUGAAGGGGGCGACAGUGGCUCGGGCCUUUGAACAGACAAAGUGUUUCACACCAGGUCGGAGCCUACAAGACUUUCACCAGGACAUGGAGCCCAAAGUCAACUGCACCAAGAAACUGCGGCUUCACAUUAAACAAGACCCAUGGAACCUCCCAAGCAGCGUUCAGGCUCUCACACACACCAUCAGCAAGUUUGUAGAAGAGGUCAAAACAAGACUGCUGUUGGUGUUACUCCAGUAUACAGACUCUGAGAUCCAGCUGAGGAGAGACAUGGUGUUCAGUCAGAGUCUGGUGGGAGCCGUGUGUAGUUUUGCUGAACACUUGCUGGCCGUGUUGAAUCGGGUGCUUGGUGGAGAGAGUGAAGCUCAGGAGAGUCGCCGCUGGCUGGAGCAGAUCUCUCACACCGGCCUGCUGCUGCACUUCCAGUCCCUGCUCUCACCCAACCUGACCGAUGAGCAGGCCAUGCUGGAGGACACGCAGGUCGCACUGUUGGACCUGGAGAAGGUCACCUUCCAUUUCAGACGCUUCGAUGGAGAGCCACUCGUUGCGAACAUGCCCAUCUCCUACCAGGUGGAGGGCACGAGGCAGGCCAUGAAGGUGUAUUUCUAUCUAGAGGGUUUUUACUUCGAGCAGCUGCCUCAGAGACUGAGACACGGCGAUGGAUUCAGGAUCUACCCCAUCCUAUUCACUCAGGCCCUGGAGAGCAUGGAGGGUUAUUACUACAGGGACAGUGUCUCAGUGGAGGAGCAUCAGGCUCAGAUCAACGCCACCUCGCUCGAGAAGGUCAAACAGUACUACAAAAGACUCAAGGCCUUUUACCUGGACAAAUCCAACCUGAACCCAACUUUGGCUCCCAAGGCUGCCUUCAUAGACAAGCUCAUGCGUCCCUUGAACGCUCUGGAUGAGCUGUACAGACUAAUGGAGAGCUUCAUCUCGUGCCGACGCACUGCUGCGUGUCAGUUCACGGCGUGUGGAGCGUCUGGAGUCGGGCUGCUUACCGUGGCGUCUGAGUUGUGCAGCCGUCUCGGAGCCUGUCACAUUGUCCUUUGUAACAGCGGAGUCCACCGCUGUACUCUGAGUGUGACUCUGGAGCAGGCCAUCGUUCUGGCGCGCAGUCACGGCCUGCCACCGCGCUGUAUCAUGCAGGCCACUGACGUCAUGAGAAAACAGGGGGCCAGAGUGCAGAACUCGGCCAAGAACCUGGGAGUGAGAGACCGCACCCCGUCUUCGGUGCCAAGACUGUAUAAGUUGUGCCAACCUCCACCCCCUGACGGUGACCCAUGACUUCCGAACCUAUACAGCCAUGUUGGAUCUCGAGCAGCCGUAGUCCAGCCUCUCCCACAAACACACACACAUCCUGAGGGUUGCGUCUGGAAGUCCACCCACUCUCACUCUCCGAGGGAUUUGCCGUAUUCGUGCCUCUCUUCACCACAUCAGGGUUAUCAGAGCUUUUUAAAACCCAUGUUGUUGUGGUUACAGGCUCCAUCUUAUUCCAGAAAGGAGAUCAAAACACGCGGGAUGUUUUUGUCUCCAGGCUGCAGUCUGAAUCAGUGACAUGUCAAUCAAACCAGACACCUCAUAUUAUUUGUUAUAGAAAUGAUAUCUGAAAUGAGACAAAGUCUCUGCGGCACUCACAGAAAGCUUUGACUUUUGGUGUGUUAUUGCUUUGAAAUGAACUCGAGGAAGAUGGAUAAAGAAGAGACUGAAAGCCUUUAUAGUCUGUACUGAUGUGUAUUCGCUGUUUUCUAGAAGCAUAAAUUAGACGUGUACAUUCUCAAGUUUAAAUGUUGAAGAAUGCAGAUUAACUCGAAGUGUCAAGAUGAAAGAUCCAGUGUCUAUCAUUUAAAAUAUGAAGUUAUCAGUGUUACUAUUAUGUAGUGUAUACGAAUCCUCAAAUAUUUUGUACUCAGGAGUAAUUCUAUAUGUUAUAAUAUCUCAGUGCUGGUUAGUAUAAUACAGGAAAAGGAGUUUUUUUUACUAUGCAAAUGAAUGAAGGAGAAAAUUCCACCAGCUGUCUCUGUGCCUGCAAUAUCUUUUGUGGUAAAUAAAAACAAGACUCAAUAGUCGAGAUUUAAUUACUGCAAGUCGUGUGUCCAUAUGGUGUCUUGUCAGUACUGUAGAGAAAUAUUAAAAGAAACUUUGUCUUUAUCAAUAAUUUAUUUUUAUUAACAGAACUGGUAUAAGCUGUACAGUAACCGUGCAUAAUCUGCGCAGACAUCACACCCUGCUGAAAACCUCCUAGCUUCUAGUACAUUAAAACAGAUACGAGUGCAUAUCCUUACUUUGAAAUGAAGUGACUGUAGAGGUGCCAGCAUCUACGACUUAGCCGUAGCAUUUAAGUUUUAUUUGUUAUAGAAAAAAAAGCAGUGGGUCUGACCAAUUACAGAGGAGAUUCACUGAAGGGGAAAGGACGUGGCGCAUGAAAAACACACAAUUCCUUUUGUCAUUGUAGGAAAUUGUAGGAACAAAUCGCAAAGAUUAUUUGUGGAGAUGUUAUUCUAGCCUAACGUUAUGUAGGUAACAAUAGCACA
Molecule: messenger RNA, 6465 nt
Organism: Pangasianodon hypophthalmus (striped catfish)
Lineage: Eukaryota; Metazoa; Chordata; Actinopteri; Siluriformes; Pangasiidae
Gene: prex2
Product: phosphatidylinositol-3,4,5-trisphosphate-dependent Rac exchange factor 2
Exons: 40
Coding region: 428-5218 (1596 amino acids)
Biological process (GO): intracellular signal transduction
Molecular function (GO): guanyl-nucleotide exchange factor activity; protein binding
Source: RefSeq, a predicted model, not a curated record